GUGGUAUCACGAUAUUGAAGAGAAGUUUCCAUGGGUACAUUUGUAGGUCACAUUGUACCUGGUUUGGCCUUAACCCUUCUCGGGUUAUGGCACACCGUUAACACCAUCAGAGCCUUCUGCAACAAAGGCUGCACUAAAUUUACUGUAAAGUUCUGGUACCCAUUUUAUGGCCCCUUUUCGAGACUGAAACACUUGGAGCUCAUCUUCAUUCUAUCUUUCUCAGUCUUGGCGAUUUUUAUGCAACUCUUGGACUUCCCUUUCCUUCGCUUUUCUUUUAAGCUUGAUAGCUUUGAGCAUGCAAGCAUAUUUCUCCAGCUUGCCAUAUUUGCAGGUUUUACUCUUUCCGCAGAGAUAUCUCAGUCUUCUGAUAUCCUUUCUGGCGUCAGUGGUAUGCUUGCAGCCUUUGUUUUUGGCCAAGAGCUUUUCCUUCUGCAUUUCCACUCCACUGAUCAUGUUGGACUCGAAGGUCAUUAUCAUUGGCUCUUGCAGCUCAUUGUGUUCGUCUCUCUUUUGGCAGCUUUAGCCGCAACUAAUUUUCCAAACAGUUUUCCAGCGGCUCUUGUCCUUUCAAUCUCAGUUGUCUUUCAGGGAUGUUGGUUUAUGAACAUGGGGUUUAUGCUGUGGUUUCCCGAUUUUAUUCCAGAGGGCUGUCUUAUGCAGUUUGCUGAGGCCAGCAUUGAUGAUAUGCAUGGAGCAGUCACUUGUGGAUCCCUUGCCGCAGAAUUAAGAGCUACAGCACUGGCGAACCUGCAAUUCAGCUGGAUACUUGCUGGAAUUUUGUUGCUCACAGGGUGUAUUUGCCUGAAAUUAGCUGGAAAAUGCACCCCAAGAAGCCAGUCAACAGAGUAUGAGCAACUUCAUAUUAGAGGUGUCCCUAUAGCCAUUGAUGGCUUCAAGCAAACUGAUCCUUGAGAUAUUGCAGUGUAUCAAAUUGGGGAUGUUUAUGCCUGUCAUGAUAUGAAUUACCAUAGCUGUUAAACUAUUGUGCUUUCUGCCAGUACACUCAAGAGGUAUUCCUGUCCCUUAAUUAUCAGGAUGCUUUGAUAUAAAAACCUCGUGAAGCCAAGUGAGAUUGACAGCGUGUGACUUCUAUUAACCGAGAGUUAGGCCAGCAGUUCUAUCGUGUAAUAAAGUUGAUGUACCUUCUGGAAUGGAAAUAAGGCCCUCCUUGAUGAGUAAUUUAUAUUCUGAUCACAAACUACCGAGAAUAUGUUUCCGU
Molecule: messenger RNA, 1219 nt
Organism: Populus euphratica (Euphrates poplar)
Lineage: Eukaryota; Viridiplantae; Streptophyta; Magnoliopsida; Malpighiales; Salicaceae
Product: transmembrane epididymal protein (DUF716)
Exons: 1
Coding region: 31-912 (293 amino acids)
Source: RefSeq, a predicted model, not a curated record